Messenger RNA from Eucalyptus grandis, 1200 nucleotides. RefSeq names its product peptidyl-prolyl cis-trans isomerase CYP20-1. Bases 200 to 898 code for a protein of 232 amino acids. Gene Ontology annotation, molecular function: peptidyl-prolyl cis-trans isomerase activity. Gene Ontology annotation, biological process: protein peptidyl-prolyl isomerization; protein folding. Gene Ontology annotation, cellular component: intracellular membrane-bounded organelle. Lineage: Eukaryota; Viridiplantae; Streptophyta; Magnoliopsida; Myrtales; Myrtaceae. The record is from RefSeq and is a predicted model, not a curated record. The transcript is spliced from 8 exons.
UACGCAGUCGAAGACGAAAGAGGAAAAUCAAGCUCCUCGAAGAGAGCUCGAGCAUCUCCCAUGGCUGCUGACGACUGACCCCCCGUCAAAGCGCAGAGAAGAGACAGCGACCGCCCACCCGCAAGGCCCUCCGCCCUCUCCGGCGAGUCACGGGAGAAAGACGGGAAAUUUAAGCGGGGGAGGAGAGCGAAUUCGGGGAAUGGCCGUCGCGACGAGGUCGAGAUGGGUCGCCAUGUCGGUGGCGUGGAUUCUGGUCUUGUUCGGAACCCUAGCUCUCAUCCAGGUGAACCGAUUAAGCGAUACCGGAGCUUCGUCUGAUCCGAAACUUGUUCAUCGCAAAGUUGGUGAGGAAAAGAAGAAGCCGGACGAUUUGGAAGAAGUGACUCACAAGGUUUUUUUCGAUGUCGAGAUCGGAGGAAAACCAGCGGGUCGAAUUGUCAUGGGCCUCUUUGGCAAAACCGUCCCCAAAACAGUUGAAAACUUCCGAGCUCUUUGCACGGGGGAGAAAGGGAUUGGAAAGAGUGGGAAGCCCCUGAAUUACAAAGGGAGCCAAUUCCACAGGAUCAUUCCUAAAUUUAUGAUCCAGGGCGGUGACUUCACUCUUGGAGAUGGGAGAGGGGGAGAGUCAAUCUAUGGGAACAAAUUUUCUGAUGAAAACUUCAAACUGAAGCAUACAGAUGCAGGGCGCCUUUCGAUGGCAAAUGCUGGGCCAGACACAAAUGGGUCACAAUUUUUCAUUACCACUGUGACAACUAGCUGGUUGGAUGGCCGCCAUGUUGUGUUUGGAAAGGUGCUGUCUGGGAUGGAUGUUGUCCACAAGAUUGAGGCUGAAGGGGGACAGAGCGGCCAACCUAAAAGUAUCGUUGUCAUUUCAGACAGCGGAGAAUUAGAUCUAUGAACACUUCCCUGCACACUCCCCUCCAGGUUGCACUUGACAAGUUUGACCUCGUAGCUUACUCGACACGAAUGUAGGGCUCAGGCAUCGUGCACUGCUUUGAUGCAAAUGUUUUUUUUUUUCUUUAAUGGUGAAGAAGAAAAUGUGAGGCAAGCUUGUUGAUUUGAUAUUGAAACAUACUUGAAAGAGCUUGGAUCGAUCAUAGAAGCCAGCCAUGAAUAGAGAUAACUUUUCUGAGUGUGAAUUGGAUAUUACGUUGCAAAUAGCCGAAUGAAAUGUAGAAAACAGGAUGUUUGUUCUGAAAA